Siniperca chuatsi (mandarin fish) is the source of this 2326-nucleotide messenger RNA. Its product is annotated as clavesin-1-like. Gene Ontology annotation, molecular function: phosphatidylinositol bisphosphate binding. The record is from RefSeq and is a predicted model, not a curated record. Gene Ontology annotation, cellular component: membrane. Bases 1106 to 2086 code for a protein of 326 amino acids. Lineage: Eukaryota; Metazoa; Chordata; Actinopteri; Centrarchiformes; Sinipercidae. The transcript has 8 exons.
CUUUAUUUUGAAAACCUGACGUCUUCUCGGAGCACAAAGUGAAAACGCAUCUGAUGCUGCGCCGUCCUCCUCACGCGUUACGAAGCCCACACGGACCCACAAGGACGGGACCACCUCUGGCACCUUCAGGGGCUUUUACCUGUAAUUUUUCCUGCUCGUUCGUUUCUAAUUUUAACGGAAAUAUCUUUUGUCCGCGGGAUACCGAUGGCCGCCACCGCCGCCGCCGUCCCCAGCAUCAGCACCACCGCCGGAGGGCCGUCGGGCCAGCCAGGACGGCCGGGAUUCAACCAGCACACCUAGCAGGUCGCUUCACUGCUGAGGAGGCACACGUCCGACCGAUUUGCCUUAACUGACCUUUGACCUUUCUCUGACAACCCAAACCGCGAGGUCACGACCCCCCCCAACAGGACUCUUCAUCAUCAUCAUCAUCAAGCCUCCAGCUCCAAACAGCCUCAUCAUGACGAAGCCGAGAGUCGGCGUCGCCUGAAAAACCCGGAACCAGAAUCUGAAAGAUGACAGAGAGCAGGAGGAGGAGGGAGCUGUGAGACGCUGAACGGGACGAACAUUAGGACACAAAGGAUGUGAAUUUGCCGCAGACGGUUACAUAACUGUCCUGUCUUCAUGUGCUGUUCAUUAAGCCGCACGUCCCUGCCACGACUCUCUGAAAAACUAACAAACUCAACAUUUCGAUCCAGCAUCAAAACCAAAAACAGCGACUUUCAGCGUCCUAAGAACCGACAAUGUAGAGGAAGACAGCAGAGACGAUUGUUGAUCAUCUGAUACUGUUGGACAACAGUCCAGCUUUCUUAAAUACCAUCAAAGACGACCACGAUUGUCUCUUACUGACGAAAUCUGGAAGCUGAAACAGUUUCAGUCACGAUAUGUUUUUGUAAAUACGGAAUUUAAAAUCAAAGACAGCAAAUAAGAUUGUGUUACAGAUAAAAGGGCAAAGACUCCAUUUACUAACCUCUUCAACGACCACAUUAACACCUGAGCCACAAAAGAUUGUACAACAAAACAAUCAACAUAGCUAAACUGUCUGGAAAUACGUCCAGAAGUUGGAAUAAAACACAUUUUGGACGUUGGAACCAAACCAGACUCCGCGAUGACGCACCUCCACGCAGGCCUGAGCUCCGAGACAAUGGACAAGGCUCGCUUAGAGCUGAAUGAAAACCCGGACACGCUGCACCAGGACAUCCAGCAGGUGCGGGACAUGAUCGUGACGCGGCCGGACAUCGGGUUCCUGCGGACGGACGACGACUUCAUCCUCCGUUUCCUGAGAGCCAGGAAGUUCGACCAGGUGGAGACGUUCAGGCUGCUGGCCCAGUACUUCCAGUUCAGACAGCAGAACCUCGACAUGUUCCAGAGCUUCAAGGUGGACGACCCGGGUAUUAAGCGGGCACUGAUGGAUGGUUUCCCGGGCGUGCUGGAGACUCCAGACCAACAUGGCCGAAAAAUCCUCAUCCUGUUCGCCUCCAACUGGGACCAGAGCAGGAACUCGUUCACAGACAUCCUGCGGGCGAUCCUGCUCUCUCUGGAGGUUUUGAUAGAGAACCCGGAGCUCCAGAUCAACGGUUUCAUCCUCAUCAUCGACUGGAGCAACUUCUCCUUCAAGCAGGCCUCCAAGCUCACCCCCAACAUCCUCAAACUGGCCAUCGAGGGCCUCCAGGACAGUUUUCCCGCUCGGUUUGGAGGAAUCCAUUUUGUGAAUCAGCCGUGGUACAUUCACGCCAUGUACACCAUCAUCAAACCUUUCCUCAAAGACAAGACCAGGAAAAGGAUCUUCCUCCACGGUAACAACCUGAACUCGCUCCACCAGCUCAUCCAGCCGGAGUGUUUGCCGUCUGAGUUCGGCGGCACUCUGCCUCCGUACGAUAUGGGCAUCUGGGCCCGAACGCUGCUGGGACCGGACUACAACGACGAGACCGAGUACACGCUGACCUACGACGCCCUGCACGUCAGGGAGAACUGCGGAGGAGGAGGAGGAGACAAGGAGAUGAUGAAGAGGUCUCAGUCGGCGGUGGAACCAGGAACUCUCCGACAAACGGAAAGAGAGACCAGCACACCACUACUGGCCCUGGACUGAACACACACACACACACACACACACACACACACACACACACACACACACUAGAGCUGUCACACACAUCCACACAUGUACAGACUUACAACACACUGCUUAAAGACAAGAACAAACCACAACAUCCGCUUUGACACAAACACACAUAUUCUGUCUAUAUAAACACACACACACUGCACCAGCUGUGUAUUAAGCUGGUGGAUUUGAACUCGUGUCCUGUUGACCUGAACUUCCUGAACAGGA